GCACCUUUAUCGUCCACCCACGCCAUGGCUAUCGAAACACUCUCCCCUCGCGACGUCCCUACGACGUUGUACUAUUACACCCCCGACGCCAACGGCGAAGGACCCUACAACUACGUCGAAGAGCCUCCGGAAGGCAUCCCCAGAUCCAACACCGCCGCUGAGCCGUACGACGUAGUCAUUCACGACGUUCGCGGGAAGGAGGACACAAUCGGACUCGACAAGACUGGCUUUCAGUAUAUCCGUCACGUUAGCAAAGAGAAGACGUUCACAGACGAGGACGCGAUCAAGGCUCAGUACUACAAGGAAGUCGAAGAUAUUCUGAAGACGCACGCCGGCGCCAAGAGGAUCUUUAUCUUCGACCACACCAUUAGGCGGCCCGCAACACAAGAAACACCCGAGGGAACGAAAGGUUUUAGGGGACCUGUGCAACGAGUCCACGUUGAUCAAACGGAUGUGGCUGCCUUCACCCGUGUCCGCGACCACCUGGGCGCGGACGCCGAACGUCUCUUGAAGGGCCGCUUUCGCAUCAUCAACGUUUGGAGGCCUAUUGAGAACAACGUCGCUCAUGACCCGCUCGCGUUGGCGGACUUCAACUCCAUUGACUACGACAAGGAUCUCGUCUCGUCACGCCUGAUCUAUCCUCACAAGGUUGGCUACACUUUCGCUGUGAAGCACAACCCCGCGCACAGGUGGCACUACCUCGCGGACCAGUCCCCUGAGGAGGUCGCACUGAUCAAGUGCUUCGACUCCGACUACAGCAAGGCGCGCUUGACUCCACACACCGCGUUCAAGGACUCUACCAGCCCUGCCGACGCGCCUCAUAGGCAGUCCAUUGAGGUUAGGGCCUUGGUGUUUGACACUGAGUAGACGGUUGAGGUUGAAGCUGUCACAGCCCGGGCUAUGGUAUGAUUUGAAGAUUUGUAAAUACGCAUAGUAAACACCUUGUAAACGCAUGUAUUUGAAAGUUAUGAGAUGCG
Messenger RNA from Coniophora puteana RWD-64-598 SS2, 977 nucleotides. RefSeq lists its product as uncharacterized. Gene Ontology annotation, molecular function: oxidoreductase activity. The record is from RefSeq and is a predicted model, not a curated record. The coding region runs from base 25 to 867 and encodes 280 amino acids. The transcript is spliced from 4 exons. Lineage: Eukaryota; Fungi; Basidiomycota; Agaricomycetes; Boletales; Coniophoraceae.